CGGCAGUACGCUGUGUCUCCCGGAUACAGCGGAUCACCGAGCAACGGAAAGAGCCGAAGAUGACAGCUCGGUCAUGUGAUCAGCUGUGUCCAAUCACUGCUGAUCACAUGGGACAUCUACACUGAUCAUCAGGGCACUGAUGAUCAGUGUGCCCUGAUGAUUUGUGUAGCCCCAGCAGUGCCACCUGUCAGUGUCCAUCAGUGCCAGCUGUCAGUGCUCAUCCAUGCUACCUGCCAGUGCCCAUCAGUGCCACAUCAAUGACACAUAUCAGUGCCUACCAGUGCACAUCAAUGCCACAUAUCAGUGCCCAUCUGAGCUGCCUUUCAGUGUCACCCAUCAGUGCCACCUGUCAGUGCCACCUAUCAGUGCUGCCAAUCAGUGCCAGUCAGUGCCACCUAUCAGUGUGCAUCAGUGCAGCCUAUCAGUGCCCGUCAGU
Staurois parvus is the source of this 436-nucleotide messenger RNA. Lineage: Eukaryota; Metazoa; Chordata; Amphibia; Anura; Ranidae. The record is from the annotation of a GenBank genome assembly.